Argentina anserina (silverweed cinquefoil) is the source of this 3912-nucleotide messenger RNA. Its product is annotated as phosphatidate phosphatase PAH2. Bases 302 to 3394 code for a protein of 1030 amino acids. Gene Ontology annotation, molecular function: phosphatidate phosphatase activity. NCBI's taxonomy places the organism in Eukaryota, Viridiplantae, Streptophyta, Magnoliopsida, Rosales, Rosaceae. The record is from RefSeq and is a predicted model, not a curated record. The transcript is spliced from 12 exons.
UUGAGAUUUCCAAGAAAACAAACCCAAGUUACGAUCUUUAUAUCUCUGUAGGCCCCCGUUUCUUUCUUUCUUUCUUCUUCUUCUUCUUCCGUCUUCCCGUACCUCUUUUCCAAUUCCAGUGUGGCGGAUUGGUCUCAAAGAUUGGAUUUUGAUGUGGUUUUGGCGGUUGGUUUGAGUUAAAGUUUGUUGCUUUGCGGUAAUAAGCCUGAAGAUUUCUUGAGGAAAUCAACAGGCUUUGGGAAUUAUGAUUGAGUUUCGAGAUUUAGGGAAUUGGGUGGUUUGAGAAAUCAAAGAGGGGAGGAUGUAUCCACCGUUAGGGAGAUUAGGGAGGUACAUCUCGAGAGGGGUAUACACCGUCUCGGGGCCUUUUCACCCUUUUGGUGGAGCUGUGGAUAUUAUUGUAGUUCAACAAGAAGAUGGGAGCUUUAAGUCUUCGGCGUGGAAUGUCCGGUUUGGAAAAUUUCAAGGGGUUUUGAAGUCCAAGGAGAAGGUGGUGAACAUUUGUGUAAAUGGAGAGGAAGCUAGUUUCCACAUGUAUUUGGAUAAUAAAGGGGAGGCUUACUUUCUUAGAGAGGUUGGUGCAGAAGAAGGGGAAUCUGUGUUGUUUCCUUCCUCGUCUUCCAGUGAUGAGACGGAUGAGGAAUCUCGAGAAAAGAGGCAGCCAUUGAAGUCCAAAAGUUGCAACUAUGAUGCUGAAAGUUUGAUGGUCGAUCAGAAUGAUAAGUGCAAUGGGAAGGUAAUGUCCAGGACUAAUUCCCGGAAGUCACGGAUAUUCGGGAUAUUUGGAAGCAGGUCCAUGAAGGAGAGACUGACGGUCAAAGAGGAAGCAAAUGGUGGUGAUAGCACAGUCGGAAGGGCGGAUUCUUUGGAUCGUGCAGAGUUUGCUGCCAACCUUUUGGAGGUAAAAUGGUCCACUAGUCUUGCCACCAAGAAAACCAGGAAAGAGGGUGGUUCUCGUCUUUCUUGUCCUGAUAUUUUGGAGAGUGGAGCCGAUGAAGACAUGCAGAUUAGUUCUGAGCACCGCCGGGUGUGUUCAUCUCCACCUGAUUGUGCUUUGCAUGGGGCAACCGCCUUCUGUAAUGCUAAAAUAGGCAAUGAUCCUUUGUCUGGCUUUGACAAGCCACCUAGUUAUGUGGAGGAAGCUAGUCUAAUUUCAUGUUUAAACACCCCGGGUAUAGUGUCUAGAGUAUGCAGAGAAUUGGAUGAGUCUGGAGCAACUGAAAAUGAUGGGAAUGUAAAGGCACUUGUAUCCAAUAUUGUAGGUCCGGGUGCUUCAAUUCCAUACUCAGUAGAGGUGGAAGCAUUUCCAGGCAAGCAUUUUGUUGGACAGGUUGUUGAUGACAAAGGUAUUGUAAGUCCUGGCUGUGGCAUUUCCAGGAAGGAUGUUGGAACGGAUAGAGUUAAAUCUUUUAUAUACUGUGAAUCAUCAGAGAGUUCAGUAGUGGGAAUAGAUGGUUCCAGCGAACAGACUCAUGAAAAGCUUUAUAUUACUAGAGGAGAUAGUGGAAAUGUUCGUGUUCAUGCCGAAGCAGUUCAUGCCAGAACUGAACUGCUCUCAAAGGAUGCAGUUACAGAGCAGUUUGUUGGAAAUAUUGCCUUAAAGGUGCAACCACUGGAGGCUCCUGAAACAGCUCCUCAUAAUGGGGACAUUGGAGGGCCUGCAAAAACUCCAGAGAAAUGUAGUCAAAUGGUCCAUGUUAGUGCAUUGCCUGAUUCAGUUGAGAUCGAAUCACAAAUCCUUUCUGGGUUAAGCAACUCUGACCAGAAACUUCAAUAUAAGAAAGAAUUUAAAGGCGAAGAUACUGCAUAUGAUGUUCAACCCUCUUUUGCAUAUGUUAGUGGCUCUGAAAUCACUGAAGCCGCAAGUGUGGUGCCACCACCAGGGAUGUUAGAGGAAGAACAGUUCCUUUUCAGCGACUCUGAUGAACUCAAUGCUGCUAAGGUAAAAUGCAUGGGCUCAAGUUCUUCACAGUGUGUAGAUGGAGAAAUUAGUAUAUUGUGUAGUCCAAAUGACCUUAAAGGAUUGAAUGGGUCAGCAGUCAGUACAAAUUAUGAAUCAUAUUCGUCUCCAGAGAAGUUCACUGAAGAAAUCCCCUCAACUGGUUUUGAGAAAGUUAUUGGCAAACUGAAGGAAACAACAACUACAGUUGACAUCCCUAGAAAUCAGAUGGCUAUUGAUAAGGAAGUUGGGAGGCUGGUGGAGUCGAUGCCCAGUAUGUGGCAUCAGACUGAAAAAUUGAGUGCACUGGAUCUUGAUUCUCCUUUAAGCCAUUCGCUGGACUCAGAAGCCAAAACCUUGAACUGGAUACAGCAAAAUAGAGAUGAUUUGAGCUGUGUAAUAUUGGACAAAGAGCAACAAUUACCUCUGGUAGAGCUGGAUACUGAAGAUGCUGAGGGUACGGUGGCGCUCAAAGAUGUUCCUGGCAGUCCUGCACUAGGAGAUCCAUCGGAAGCAAGUGUUACCCCUAGUGGAAGAUGGAAACUCUGGCCUUUUGCUUUCAGAAGAGCGAAUUCUCAAAAGGCUCUGCAACCAAAUGUGAAUGAUUGUGGAAGUCCUGAGAAUGCUCCAGAGAGCACUGUUGGUGUGGAUAAUAUUGACAUUGUGCUGACACCAGAGGAGAUGAAGAAAACAGAAAGGGAAACCUCUCCAACAUCUGAGCAGCUGGCAUCAUUAAAUCUAAAUGAAGGGAAGAAUACAGUAACUUUCACAUUCUCUACUGCAAUGCUUGGAAAGCAACAGGUUGAUGCUAGAAUUUUUCUUUGGAAAUGGAAUACUCGUAUAGUGAUCUCAGAUGUGGAUGGAACAAUCACAAAAUCCGACGUUCUAGGUCAGUUCAUGCCCUUGGUUGGUGUAGAUUGGUCACAAACAGGUGUCACACAUUUGUUUUCAGCUAUUAAGGAAAAUGGAUAUGAAGUACUUUUUUUGAGUGCACGCGCUAUUUCUCAGUCAUCACAGACUCGACAAUUUCUGUUUAACCUCAAGCAGGAUGGGAAGGCUCUACCUGAUGGCCCUGUUGUUAUUUCUCCUGAUGGUCUUUUUCCUUCUCUUUUUCGGGAAGUUAUCCGGAGGGCUCCUCAUGAAUUCAAGAUUGCAUGCUUAGAGGAUAUCAAAUCGUUGUUCCCUUCUGAUUGCAACCCAUUCUAUGCUGGUUUUGGAAACAGAGAUACUGAUGAAUUCAGCUACCUUAAGGUUGGAAUCCCCCUGGGUAAAAUCUUCAUCAUUAAUCCCAAGGGUGAGAUUGUUGUGAACCGCCGUGUUGAUGCAAAGACAUAUACCUCCCUUCAUGCUCUCGUAAAUGGCAUGUUUCCCCCCACAACCUCAACCUCCUCACAGGAGCAGGAGGACUUUAAUUCGUGGAAUUUCUGGAGACUCCCACCAGCUGAUGUCAGUUGAGGUGUCAACCAGAGUUUUUAGUCUUUUUGGUCCUUUCUAGAUAUGCAAACAGAUGACUUUUCCAACACUUGUUCUUGAACUGUCGAGGAAAAUCCAAUAUGUGCUGAGCCUGUCGGAAACUCGGUACGGUUAUGACCGCUGAAGUUACGAAUCACUCUGAGGUUGUAGAAUGACAAUGCAUCAUCCAAUGAAGUUACAGGAUAUGAUCAAGGAAGUUCUACAUCGCUUCCUUUUUGCUGAGAUGGCUGAUACUUGAAGCAAUAUAUGGAAGACAGUACAUAGAACAGUGAGACCAGUAUCACCUCUAUCCUGCUCCAGUUUCUCUCAUUGUUCACUUCUGUUAAAUCAAAUUUUGUAUAGUUAACGUAUAUUAGUCCCAUGACCACGUCAGUUUGCAAAUAUUAUCGAAAAACCAACAUAGGUAAUAGGCAUUUGCUCAUAUAUCUGAUGUACAGAACUUCGAUAUCUGAUGUAAAUUCAUUUUCCAAUCUUAUACAAGCGUUCUGAUCCUUCGAAGA